CGUUGUCAAUUACAUUCAUGUGGUCCCCGAGACGAGUACGAUAGUUUUUUGCGGUUAUGUUCAUUCCGUUGAACAAUAUUUGAAGCGCAAAUCACGUAUAAUAUUUUUGAUCAAUCUUUAUUUUAACAACGGUCAGUUUUCGUGGGCUCGAGACGCAAAAGUAUUCGUUUCGACGAAUGGAAACGAGGAAUGGAAACGCUCGAUAAGAAGAAAACCUGGACGGACGAGGAGCGUUUAGCACUCGCCACCAAGUUGGAUGCCGAAUUGGACGAGUACAUAGACAACCUGGAAAAAAAGAAAUAUACGGAAGGAUGGUCGGAGGACAAAUGGCAAGAAGAAAUGGACAAGCAUCCGUUCUUCAUGAGUACCGCGCCGAAACCCGGUGAGGAGCUGUCCCCACUGAUGGAAGGUUUGCAACAGCUCAAGUACGGAGAGGACGAAAAUACUCCCGAAGAAUUAGCAAAUAAUUACAAAGAGGACGGCAACUUCAACUACAGGCACAAAAAGUAUCGGAUUGCGAUUCUUAGUUAUACAGAAGGAAUCAAAACCAAGUGUAAAGAUAAGGAAUUGAUGGCCCAGCUCUAUAAUAACAGAGCAGUUGCCCAUUUCAUGUUGAAAAAUUAUAGGUCAAGUUUAAACGACUGUAAACUUGCUCUAAGUUUGAAACAAGAAUACCCCAAAGCCUUACUUCGAGCUGCCACUUGCAGUUUUCAUCUUAAAGAUUAUGAUCAGUGUAUUGAAUUGUGCGACAAGCUUCUUGCUAAGGCAGCGACUGAUAAAGACAUUUUGAAAUUACAAAACGAUGCUGUGCUUGGAAAAGCAUGUUUGGAAAGAGAUAAGAGAAAACAAACAAGGUUAGAGAAACAAUUGAACAAAGCUGAUGAGAAAUUAUUGAAGGCAGUUUUAGAAAGAGGUAUCAACAUUCAGACAAGUAACAAUCUAAAGAUAGAACUAAGCGAUCUGGACCACAAUGAGUCACACAUACCGCAAAAAAGAGUAGAGUUGGACACAAAUAACAGGCUGUUAUGGCCAGUGUUAAUUUUAUAUCCAGAGUCAAUGCAAAGUGACUUUGUGCAAGGAUUUCACGAAGACACAUUAUUCCUAGAACAAUUGACAGACAUAUUGAGUGUGCCCCCUGAAUGGGACACGAAACAUGAGUAUAACGUCGAAAAUAUAAAUGUAUAUUUUGAAGGCAAGAAGGAACUUUCUAUCCAUGUGAUAAAUGUUCAGCAGACAUUAGGCAAAAUAUUGCAAGACGAACGCUUCACAGUCCGUCACGGCAUGCCAACGUUCCUCAUACUCGUUAAAUCCAGCAAGGCGGAGGAACGUUUUCUAAAGCAAUACAAUAUUUAAUUGUUCGUGCUUGCGUUGUACAGGCUGUAUAGAUUGCUACUGGCGAAUAAAUUUUAUUGUAUCAA
Harpegnathos saltator (Jerdon's jumping ant) is the source of this 1418-nucleotide messenger RNA. It is a transcript of the gene Dpit47, whose product is annotated as DNA polymerase interacting tpr containing protein of 47kD. The record is from RefSeq and is a predicted model, not a curated record. Gene Ontology annotation, molecular function: Hsp90 protein binding; Hsp70 protein binding. The coding region runs from base 190 to 1353 and encodes 387 amino acids. Gene Ontology annotation, biological process: protein folding. Gene Ontology annotation, cellular component: nucleus; cytosol. Lineage: Eukaryota; Metazoa; Arthropoda; Insecta; Hymenoptera; Formicidae. The transcript has 6 exons.